Messenger RNA from Gongylonema pulchrum, 1359 nucleotides. Lineage: Eukaryota; Metazoa; Nematoda; Chromadorea; Rhabditida; Gongylonematidae. The record is from the annotation of a GenBank genome assembly.
AUGGCCUGGCCAUUAUUCCGCACAGUCCCCUCUCGCGAUGGCUACGCAUACGAAGACAGCGUCCAGUGGAUGAUGAUGAUGUCUGAUGCUGGCGAAUUGCCAAAACCGAACUGUACGCACGGAGUGAAAUGGAUUAUUGAUGUUUUUGGGGAUUGUGUGGAUACAAAUUUGAAAUUGAUCGGGUUCAUUAUCGGGUUUAUAUCAUUGUUUCUAUGGUUGCUGCCUCUGAUCCCACAACUUGUGCAAAACUAUCGAACCAAACGUUGUGAUGGCCUUUCGAUCUAUUUCCUGUUCUUUUGGAUAAUAGGCGAUAGCUGUAAUAUGGCUGGCGCAAUGCUAACGAACCAACAGCCAAUUCAAAAAAUUAUCGGUGUUUAUUAUGUUAUGCAGGAUUUAGUAAUACUCAGCCAGUAUUUUUAUUACAAUCGUAUCUAUCAGCGCCGAUUAAGAGGUAAUUCAAUAUUCUGUAAACAAGAUGUUAUAGAAAUGGCUUGGCCAUUAUUCCGCACAGUCCCCUCUCGCGAUGGCUACGCAUACGAAGACAGCGUCCAGUGGAUGAUGAUGAUGUCUGAUGCUGGCGAAUUGCCAAAACCGAACUGUACGCACGGAGUGAAAUGGAUUAUUGAUGUUUUUGGGGAUUGUGUGGAUACAAAUUUGAAAUUGAUCGGGUUCAUCAUCGGGUUUAUAUCAUUGUUUCUAUGGUUGCUGCCUCUGAUCCCACAACUUGUGCAAAACUACCGAACCAAACGUUGUGACGGCCUUUCGAUCUAUUUCCUGUUCUUUUGGUAUGCUUUUUUGGACAAGAAAAUACUACUUCGCUUACGAUUCUUGGAUCCUUUCGGCGCCCGAACGAGUCGAUUUGUAAAUCCAGUAGCGAUAGUGCCGGGUGCAUUUAUUGGUCUGGUCACUGGUGGGACGCUAUUAUCACGUGGACGCGCAGACGUAUCUCAACCGGCCCCUACGAGUAGACGGCUACUUUCGUCCAGCCUUCGUGGACCGCCAUUCUUUUACGGCUAUUAUGAUAUGCUUGGAUAUGUAAUAGGCUCCGUAGCUGCAGCAUGUUAUUUUGCUGGUCGAAUUCCACAGUUGCUCAAGAACUAUUACAGGCAGUCUUGCGAAGGUUUAUCAUUGAUUAUGUUUUAUAUUAUAAUAGCAGCAAAUGCUACAUAUGGAUUAUCUGUUUUACUUGAAGCUACAAGUUGGCAUUAUAUAUUGCGCCAUUUGCCAUGGCUGGCAGGCAGUCUUGGUUGUUGUUUUUUUGAUAUUGGCAUGGUUGUGCAGUACUUCUAUUACGAUCGAUUGAACACUCAAAAAGAAGAUGCUUUGGAGCAUGAAGCAUUGCUGGAAGACGCCGAUUGA